AUGUCGGAUAUUAACCCCACGGAAACACUGGAACAACUCCAGCAACUGCAGAAGGAGAGCGGAGAUCUAAAAUCGCAGCUCGCGAUUCUUCGUAUCAGCGAACCGAUCUUCUCGCCUGAUGCCGAGAAUCAGACACACUACAAGGAACUCUUCUCAAAAUUACGCUUUUCAUAUGUCGAGCAAGUGACGAAAGAAAAGUUUCUACGUGCCAUUGUCGGCGAUCCGCCCCUGGUAGUCGGUCAUAAUGAGAACGUGGAACUCGAGACGCAAUUAGCAGAGGUGAAGGCGGAGCUUAAGGCAAGCAAAGAGGAAGUUCGCAUGAUGAUUGAAGAAAUGGAGAAGACAGGUCGAGACCUCGCCCAUCGUUACAACAAUGUUGAAUUGCAGAUGACACAGCUCUCCACUUUGCCCGAGUCCAUCGAGAAUCUAGAGUCUUCAAUUGCCGAACUGCGUGCUAAACAGGCAUCCGAUUCAGACGUUUCAUCCUCCCAGAAUCUUCCGCUUCCUGCAACUCUGUCGCUUGUGGCUGAGCGAGAAGCAGAACUUGCUGCGCUUAACCGACAGCUUGCCGCAGUACAGAAUGCUUUGCCUCGCAAGACACGGGAGGCGGAAGCAAUGGAGCGAGAGCUAGGUGUCCUGGAACGACGAAAGUCAGAGGCUAUCGCCCAGGCUAAGGAGGCAGAGAGGAAGAAGCAAGAGGGGGAAAGCGAUGGACUAGAGGAGACAGGAAGAUGGUACAGAAGUGCGGAAGAAGCACUCAAACACUUGGUAGGCGUUGAAGGAUGA
Aspergillus bombycis is the source of this 786-nucleotide messenger RNA. RefSeq lists its product as uncharacterized. The transcript is spliced from 4 exons. Gene Ontology annotation, cellular component: kinetochore. Gene Ontology annotation, biological process: protein localization to kinetochore; kinetochore assembly; attachment of mitotic spindle microtubules to kinetochore. The record is from RefSeq and is a predicted model, not a curated record. The coding region runs from base 1 to 786 and encodes 261 amino acids. NCBI's taxonomy places the organism in Eukaryota, Fungi, Ascomycota, Eurotiomycetes, Eurotiales, Aspergillaceae.